Messenger RNA from Microthlaspi erraticum, 1779 nucleotides. The record is from the annotation of a GenBank genome assembly. Lineage: Eukaryota; Viridiplantae; Streptophyta; Magnoliopsida; Brassicales; Brassicaceae.
AUGGCAGAGAGGUUUCCAUUGAUGUUCCUCAUUGCUACACAUUUCUUCAUAUCGGGAGUGUUAUCAACGAGUAUCCUUACCAUAGAGAACAAAUGCAACCACACAGUCUGGCCAGUUAUCUACUCAUGGCAAUCUGCCUCACAGCUCUCCACCACCGGCUUCGUUCUAAGAAGGGGGGAGGCGCGUGACAUACACGCGUCUUCAUGGAACGGUCUUAUCUCCGGUAGAACGCUCUGCUCAAACGACACAGCAGGAAACUUCACGUGCAUCACUGGAGACUGCGGAUCCGGCAAGAUCGAGUGUCCCGGAGACUACCAUUGGUCGCCGGUGACAUACAUCUACUUUAAAAUCGAUGACGACGGAAUCAACAGCUACUACAUCAGUCUUGAGUUCGGUUACAACCUUCCCCUAAGUGUGGUCCCAUCACAGAGUAGCCAGACAUGUAGGAGCUAUGGUUGUAUGGUUGACGUAAACCAGACUUGUCCAGAUGAUCUUAAGAUAUUCGCAGGGGCAAAACAAAUGUCCUGCAUCAGCGCAUGUCAAGAGUUCGAUACACCGGAGACUUGUUGCACACGUGACUUCAAGUCAAAGCAAAAAUGCAAGCCGACACUGUAUUUGCGGAACUUCGAGCGCGCUUGUCCACUCGCCUAUAGCUACCCUUACAGUGAUAAUAACAGCACCUUCGUUUGCCCUAACUCAACUGACUUCAUCAUCACGUUUUGUCCUUCCUCCGUUCCAAAGACCACCAGGAGCUCAAUGGUUCCAGUAGAAGGACGUAAAUAUGAUUCUCUACGGAAUUUAAAACCCAUACUUGGAGGCUUAUCCGCUUUAGCUGCGUUGAUCACUAUUCUUGCGGUUAUGGUGAGAGUAAAUAAUAUGCAAAGAAAUAGAGAUUCGAACGACAAGAACAUUGAAGCGGUUGUAAUGUUGAAACGAUAUAGUUAUAAAAAAGUGAAGAAGAUGACAAACUCAUUCGAUCAUGUUCUCGGGAAAGGUGGAUUUGGAACUGUCUACAAAGGAAAGUUACCCGAUGCAAGUGGCCAAGAUAUUGCACUAAAGAUCUUGGAUGAUUCAAAGGGGAAUGGAGAAGACUUCAUCAAUGAAUUAGCUAGCAUGAGUAUAGCAUCUCAUGUUAAUAUCGUUCCUUUGUUUGGUUUUUGCUACGAAGGGAGCAAGAGAGCUAUCAUUUAUGAGUUCAUGCCCAAUGGAUCCCUUGACAAGUUUAUCUCCGAGGAUGUACCAACGAAGAAGAUGGACAGGAACAUUUUAUACAACAUUGCGGUAGGUGUGGCUCGUGGGUUAGAGUAUUUGCACAAUAGCUGUGUAUCAAAGAUUGUGCACUUCGAUAUAAAGCCACAAAAUAUACUCCUGGAUGAAGACUUUUGCCCCAAGAUUUCGGAUUUCGGUCUUGCUAAGCUUUGCAAGAAAAACGACAGCAUCAUAUCAAUGUUAUACGCGAGAGGGACCGCAGGGUAUAUAGCUCCUGAAGUGUUUUCCAAGAGCUAUGGAGGAGUUUCACAUAAGUCAGAUGUGUAUAGUUAUGGAAUGGUGGUGCUUGAGCUGAUCGGGGCAACGAGCAAAGAGAGAGGGGAAACUUCUAGGUCCAAUAUAAGUACAAUGUACUUUCCAGAUUGGAUUUAUGAGGAUCUCGAGAAGAAAGAAACCAUGAGACAAUUAGGAGAUCAUAUGAUCGAUGAAGAAGAGAAUACAGUGAAGAAAAUGACAUUAGUGGGUUUGUGGUGUAUUCAGACCAAUCCAUGUGAUCGUCCACCAAUGUGA